Ornithodoros turicata is the source of this 1569-nucleotide messenger RNA. RefSeq lists its product as uncharacterized. NCBI's taxonomy places the organism in Eukaryota, Metazoa, Arthropoda, Arachnida, Ixodida, Argasidae. The transcript has a single exon. The record is from RefSeq and is a predicted model, not a curated record. Gene Ontology annotation, molecular function: nucleic acid binding; zinc ion binding; aspartic-type endopeptidase activity. Gene Ontology annotation, biological process: proteolysis. Bases 1 to 1569 code for a protein of 522 amino acids.
AUGACGUGGCCAUCGUGGAAGAAGGCAUUUCAGAGUUACUUGGUUGCGUCUGGCCUAGACAAAGAGUCAACAACCCGCCGUAAGGCUAUAUUGUAUCACUGCCUUGGUGCUGAAGGGCAAAGGAUUUAUGAUCUGCUACCGCCUUCUCAAACGUCCGCUACCAACUCAGUUGCAACUACAACGGAAUCCACGGAGUCACCAUCCGAGACCGCCGCAGAUGAGAUGGAAAUUGCUCUCAAGACCUUGGAUACUCACUACACUACUACCGUUAAUCCUAUCGCUGAGCGACACAAAUUUCGUCAGCGCCGUCAGCAGCUCGGUGAGUCAAUUGAUGACUACGUCCUGGCUCUUCGAGAACUUGCCAGUACCUGUGACUUCGGGGCGACGCUUGAUUCCAUGAUACGCGAUCAAAUUGUCGAAUCCACCAACAUACCUCAUCUUCGUGAACGCCUCCUCCUAGAAGGCCGUACGCUUACGUUGGCUCGUACAAUUAUGCUUGCACGGCAGUUUCAACAGUCACAAAAGGAAUCAAGAGAAUUUGCUGUUGAGAGCGAGCACGAGGAAGUUCAACAAGUCACAAGACAGCCUGCAAGGCAACCUAUGCAGAAGCGACAGGGCGAUCGCUCGAGCAAACGCUCUGCUACGCGAACUCAAUGUUUUCGCUGUGGCUCUAGGGAUCACUUGGCAAAUUCUCCUUCAUGUAAAGCCCGCAAUCAGAGAUGCUCCGCAUGCAGCAAGAUGGGGCACUUCCGUUCCGUUUGCCGCUCUCUGGGACAACUACGUCAACUUACGGAUGAACUUCCGCCACAAGAUUCCAUUACGAACUCCGAAGUACAAACUACCUUACAGUUAGAUACAUCUGCUCCAAAGAAAACUGGGAUCUACGUUACGUUGUCUGUCUCAGAGAGGGACAUACGUUUUCUCAUUGACACGGGAUCUUCAGCAACGAUUAUGUCUUCUGCCGUCUACGAGGGGCAUUUUGCAUCCUUGCAUCCUCUGAAGCCGACAUCUGUGAGCCUGUACGAUUUCUCCAAACGCUCAAUUCCCAUUCAGGGAUGUUUUUCGGCACCGGUCAAGUACGCAAAUCGUUCAGCAUGUCUGAAUUUCUACGUAGUAUCCAAUGGCACGACACUUCUUGGCAUGGAUGCUGUCACGUCGUUGGAGUUAUGCAUUGACGGCAUGAGUCUCUCCUGCUUUAGUACGACUGCGUCGACACUCACCGUACCCCCAGCAAUUUCAGCUGAUUUCGGACACCUUUUCGAUGGAACUCUGGGUCUGUCUAAACAUUACAUUCACAAGGUGAAGAUACGUUCCGACAUCAAGCCCGUUACAGGCAAGUUACGCCGUUUACCGUUAACAGUACGAGAACAAGUUUCUCAAGAACAACGUCGUCUGGAAGAACAGGACGUAAUCGAAAAGGUCACAGCUUCAGAGUGGGUCUCUCCAAUCGUAGUGGUAAAGAAAAAAGAUGGCUCCAUCCGCUUAUGCGUCGACCUACGCGAACCCAACAAAGCCGUCAUUGCGGACUGUUUCCCACUACCACAUACUGAGGAACUGCUUAACGCCUAG